Messenger RNA from Morone saxatilis (striped sea-bass), 1161 nucleotides. Its product is annotated as protein C19orf12 homolog. The record is from RefSeq and is a predicted model, not a curated record. Lineage: Eukaryota; Metazoa; Chordata; Actinopteri; Moronidae. The transcript has 3 exons. Bases 158 to 583 code for a protein of 141 amino acids.
UAGUCCCUGAACGCAGCAUGUUUUCAGCUACCAUCGGGCAUUGCGGCCAUAGUCAUGCAAGCUCAGAAAUCAGGAGCUACCGGCUGAAUCAUCAUCAUAACAUUACAGAGAGAAUAACAAAUAUUGAUGCGGAUUUGAAAACACAACAACAAACAGUAUGUGUCAUCGAAUUGAUGAUGUCAUGAAGCUGUGUUGUGAGUUAUCUGCCAAUCAGCAAAUCCAGACCACAGUGAAAGGGUCAGGCAAGGGAGCAGCAGCAGCUGGGGGGCUGGCCUUCGCUGGAGGGUUGGUCGGGGGUCCUCUUGGCAUUGCAGUCGGCGGUGCUGUUGGAGGCCUUCUGGGCUGCUGGCUGACCAGCGGACAAUUCAAACCUCUGCCUCAGAUCAUAAUGGAGCUGAGUCCUCAGCAGCAGCAGAAGCUUUAUGGUGAUCUUAUGGCCAUCCUGGGAGACAUUCAGUGGACAGAUGUGGCCCAGCUAACCGCUCUAGUGAUGGGCAAUGCCACCCUGAAGCAGCAGCUCACAGGCGCUCUACUCGGAUAUAUCACCAAGGAGCUCCAGGCAGAGGUGCACUAUGUGGAUUAGUGUCUGUGGGGGAAAAAACUGUAAUAACCUGACUCCGUGCCCACACGCUCAGGAGGAUGGAGUCCUUAAGAAGACUGUGGAAUGUUUUUAUGAAGCUGGAGAGACUCUUCAUCAAAUGUGAAACCACAUAUUGUAAAAUGGCUCAGACACCAACACAGUCCUGGUAACAGGUUACACUGGUUAAUAUAAGGUAGCACAUGAUUGUGAAUCAAGACAGCUGUAAAAAUUGAUUUAUUUAUUAUUGAAAGUGCACUUAUCAGUUGAAGGAAUUAUCUAUUAUUAAUGAAAGUGAUAAUCAUGUCUGCCUUUUAAAGUUACUCUGAAUUAAGGUCUGAGUGAGUGAGCCAGCUAAAAUGAAAGUUUUCUUUUCUUCUAUUUAAACACAAAGGAUUAUGCUUUGAAUGAGCGCCAACUGUACAGUGUGAAAUAUUUUAAUUUGACGUACAUUCAUGAAGUUGAAGAGUAGAAAUUUACCAGCAUCUGUGUACAGCACAUUGUAUUGCCAUUACCCAAUUAAUUCAAACUCUUAAUUGCUUUAAAUGAUUUCAUCAAUAAAAACAACAACAGUGUGUAUUUAA